Molecule: messenger RNA, 1048 nt
Organism: Corticium candelabrum
Lineage: Eukaryota; Metazoa; Porifera; Homoscleromorpha; Homosclerophorida; Plakinidae
Product: ribitol 5-phosphate transferase FKRP-like
Exons: 1
Coding region: 118-918 (266 amino acids)
Source: RefSeq, a predicted model, not a curated record
ACUUGCUGACAGUUCUAAGCGUUCGUUUGCUAGCAAGAGUUCCAACAGUUCUGACAGUUCUGGCAGUUCCAGUUCUAGAACUGGAACUAGUAUUCGAACGCACCCCUAGUGACAGAGAUGGCUAGGAGAUAUGGAAAAGGAAAAGGCACCUUUUUGUGCAGCAGCGCUGGUAGAAGAAUUACGUGUUUCGUUGUUGUUUGUCUGUUAAUAGAAACAGGCCUCCGUUACAACAUGGUUGAAGACGUGCACGUGUGGAAUCUUCCGUUAAAGUUGAAGGGAUUUCUACGGAUUGGACAGCCUUGCAAUAUGAAGCCGGAGAGAUCAAGACAAUUGAUAGAAGUUCUAUUUGCUUUCGCCAGCUGGGCGGAGUCAGCACGAUUACGGUAUUGGAUCGACUACGGUACACUUCUAGGCGCUGAUAGAAAUGGAAAACUGAUUCCUUGGGACUGGGAUGUCGAUGCUGGGCUUAUGAAAGAUGAGAUAGAGUCAAUACCAGAUGUGAAAACUCUUCUCAAACGUAAGGGACUGACAAUGAAGAGACAAACAACAUGUCGUCUUGCAAUAUGCUUGCAAAGCAGCAACAGCACGUGUGUUGAUAUUUUCAUGCACGUAAUUCGGAAGUCAGAUAAUUUCGUUAUUCGAUGUGAACUGGAAGAUGUCUUCAGAUAUCAUUUCCCUGCUAGUUUGAUCAACCCAACCAAGCCAAUCAAAUUUGAGGGUCGUAUGCUCCAGGGCCCCAACGAUCCCCCAGAAAUGCUUAAGAAAUGGAGAUACCCAUAUAGUUAUGGAUGGGAGGUUCCCUACAAAGCUGGUUGCUAUUUUACAGCUUGGUCUCAUUUUCGGCUCUUCCUGACAUUUAGUAUUAUACCUUUGCUGUUAGUUGUUUUAGCAAUAUGCUGUUGUUGUUCUAAAUUGUAACUAGGUAUUUGGUAGAAUUUUGUAAUGUUAUAUUGAAGUGUUGUGUAAUGUAAACUAAAGUACUACUUGGACAUGUACUGAAAUAUUCUAACUAAUGAUAAGAUAUCAAGGUGAAGUAAAAUGUGUCUGA